AUGUUGGAUCACAUAGUUGGUAAGGAAUAUUAUUGUUUUCUAGGUGGUUAUUCUGGUCAUAACCAAAUUGUUAUUAUCCCUGAAAAUCAAAAUAAGACCACAUUUACAUGUCCUUAUGACAUGGUGGAAACAUGUUUAGAGGUAUUUAUGGAUAAUUAUUUUAUUUUUGGAAAUAAUUUUGAUGAUUGUCUUUUAAAUCUUGCUAGGGUACUCAAGAGAUGUGAAGAAACAAAUUUGGUGCUCAAUUGGGAGAAAUGUCACUUCAUGGUGCAAGAAGGUAUUACUCUUUGGCACAAGAUCUUUAGUAAUAUUCCUACCAUUGAGGUAGAUAAAGUAAAAAUGAAAACCAUUGAGAAGUUACCAUCUCCAUUAAAUUUCAAAGUUGGGACAAAGGUGAUACUAUACACUGACCACUCAACUAUCAAAUAUUUCAUUGCCAAGAAAGAUGCUAAACCAAGAUUGAUAAGGUGGAUUCUUUGGCUUCAAGAAUUUGAUCUCAAGAUUUGUGAUAGAAAAAGAACAAAAAAUCAAGUGGCACACAACCUCUCAAGAUUAGAGAUUGAAGUUGAAGAUAAAAAUUCAACCCAAAACAAAGAGACUUUUCCCGAUGAACAAAUCCUUCAAGUUGGUAAGAAACCAUUUCCUUGGUAUGCUGAUCUUUGCCAAAUAGUGGGAACUAUCUCAAGGCAACAUGAGAUGCCUCUCAACAACAUCCUUAAGAUAGAAAUUUUUUAUGUAUGGCGUAUUGACUUCAUGGGAAUGGCACCGAAACGAUCCAAACCAAGCUCAAGUGGUGCUUUCGAUAGAUCGAAGUUCAUCUCAGUCGAUGCCUCUGCGAGAUAUCUUGAGCAUGUUGAUGGCACUAGUUUUGUUUGUGGCAAACAAGUCCCUUUUCACAGUCAAGCUAUCAACACAUUCUUUAGAACUCCUAAUAUUGAGAAUGGUGAAUAUGGACAUUACUUGGGUGAUCAUCAAGAUUGUAAUGAGAUUAUAUCAAUGCUUUGUGUUAAGGGAGCUCAAUGGAAGAUAUCACAUGAUAAAUCUAUUGACAUUGGUAAGGUUAUCUCUCAUGCCAUCUUACAUACAAGCCGCACUAAACGAAAUGGUAUCGAUUUUCUUUCCUUGAUCACUGCAUUACGUGCAAGAACUGGUGUGCAACAGAAGGAUAAGGAGGAGUUGCAACAACCGAAAAUUCCCAUCACCAUGGCCAUUCUUAAACAAUUGCAAGAGUUUGCACCAGUGGUUAAUAGUUCUUCUCAAACGGCCACCCCACCUGCACAAGCAACUACCACACGCAGUGUUGCUCAAUGGAUGGAGGCAUUGAUCAUCAACGAGACUGUUACAAAAGGCAAAAUUGAGCAAUUAAACAACUGA
Molecule: messenger RNA, 1374 nt
Organism: Theobroma umbraticum
Lineage: Eukaryota; Viridiplantae; Streptophyta; Magnoliopsida; Malvales; Malvaceae
Source: RefSeq, a predicted model, not a curated record